AUGUUCUACUGCCAUUACAGAGGGAACUUUUUCAAUGCAGGCAACUGGAUCAUUGAGGAACCACAGAACGAUGACAAAGAGCAGCUUGUUAUAAACCAUGCAGAAGGAGAUGUCGUUCCCUUUGUGUUGGUUUCUUUUGCAUCACCUCUUUCCACGGCUCAGGGUUCCCACGUCUCGGUGUCUGCCUCCCCGGGGCCGCCGCCACCACCGCCGCCCCUCCAGCUCCACAGCCUCGGGUCCGGUAUCAUGGGCAGCGGGUUCGGUUCGGUAGACAUGUCGGCGGGUCUGGGUCUGUCCAAUCCUAGCAACCCGGCGGUUCUGAGAGAGGCAGUGGACGCGGUGGUCCGGAGCUUUGCCAAACACACGCAAGGAUACGGCAGGGUGAAUGUCGUGGAGGCCUUGCAGGAGUUCUGGCAGAUGAAGCAGUCACGAGGUGCUGACCUGAGGAAUGGGGCUCUUGUCGUCUAUGAGAUGGUCCCAUCCAAUAACCCCCCUUACAUCUGCUACGUCAGUCUCCCUGGGGGAAGUUGCUUCGGGAGUUUUCAGUUCUGCCCGACCAAAGCUGAAGCAAGACGGAGCGCGGCCAAAAUAGCCCUAAUGAAUUCUGUUUUCAAUGAGCAUCCAUCUCGACGCAUCACAGAUGAGUUCAUAGAGAAGAGUGUGUGUGAGGCUCUAGCCUCCUUUAAUGGAAACAGAGAAGAAGCUGAUAACCCUAGUACAGGCAUCGGUGCUUUUCGGUUCAUGUUAGAGUCUAAUAAGGGGAAGUCUAUGCUAGAGUUCCAGGAACUGAUGACAGUUUUCCAGCUUCUCCAUUGGAAUGGUAGUCUGAAAGCCAUGAGAGAAAGGCAAUGCUCUCGUCAGGAAGUGCUUGCUCAUUACUCCCACCGAGCGCUAGACGAUGACAUGCGUACACAAAUGGCCGCCGACUGGGUCAGUCGAGAACACGUUUUAUCCGGUACCAUCAAUCGAGAGAUGGCCGCCACCGUGCGCGAGCUGGAAGAGGCCCGUCUGGCAGGACGGGAGCUGCGCUUUUAUAAAGAAAAGAAAGACAUUCUGCUAAUGGCAGUGGGGCAGCUAGGUGGGUCAAACACUACAACUCUGCCCUGCACAUGCUGAAGAGUAUGAAGACGUGUCAGACGUGGCGUAUGAUUGUACCAGAUAGCACUCCAAAACUCAAAACGGUCUUUUUUAACUUGUGUGUUUGUGUGUGAGGAGGAGUCAAAGAAUCAGCAUUUUGAAUAAUUCCACAGACAAAAACGAAGAUGAAUUAUACGUUUCUGUCUUUUUGAUUUGAACAUGUAAGGCAUUUUAAACUUGAACAGAAUUAAGCGCUAUAUUGCUAUUAUUACUAUACUAGUAUUAUCCUCCAGUGUUAUCGGUUGACUGUACUGGCACAUGGACCU
This is a messenger RNA of Sinocyclocheilus anshuiensis, 1403 nucleotides long. RefSeq names its product LIX1-like protein. The transcript is spliced from 8 exons. Gene Ontology annotation, cellular component: cytoplasm. The record is from RefSeq and is a predicted model, not a curated record. NCBI's taxonomy places the organism in Eukaryota, Metazoa, Chordata, Actinopteri, Cypriniformes, Cyprinidae. Gene Ontology annotation, biological process: autophagosome maturation. Bases 1 to 1116 code for a protein of 371 amino acids.